AUGCAGCCGGCUGAGUCGGGUGCCCCCAACGCCACGGAAGGAUUCGUGCCGACCGAGACCCAGGGCCCUCGCAUCGACAUCUUGGCUCUUCGACUCGACGUCACCAUGGGCGAGGACUGGGCCUACAUGGACUCGCUGCGUCCUCCCGUCUACAUCUGCCUGCGCCGCAAGGUCUCCGAUACAGCAGGUUAUGAGCCCAUGGCGCUGGACGGGCGGGUGGACAAGGAGGACUGGGCCCAUGUGCCGUGGUCCGACGCCUUCGUGGACAUCGAGGGACCCGAGCGGAAGCCCGCGGAGCACCCGCUCACGAGGUUCAAGAUGAUGUACGACGACGACACGCUCUACGUCGGCGCAGAGCUGAUUGAGCCCAAGAUCUGGGGGACCAUCACCGAGAAGAACAGCACCAUGUACCACGAAAACGACUUUGAAGUCUUCUUCAACCCGGACGGCAGUCGACACCACUACUAUGAGCUGGAGGUGAACUGCUUGAACACGAUCUGGGAGUUGCUGCUGCACCGGCCAUACAAAGAUGGCUACAGUAUCGAGAACCCGUUCAACCUCGUCUCCCUGCGCUCCGCUGUGUUCGUGGACGGUCUGACCAACUCACCGGAGACCGAGUGUGUGCGCUGGUGCGUGGAGAUGAGCUGGUCCCUUGCGGAGCUGCAGCAGUUCGACAAGUUACGCUUCCGUAGUGAGACGGGAGACCCUCUGCGUUCCUCAGCUGGUCUACAAUCAGGAAGGGCGACUCCCCGACCUCCUUCAGCUUCUGGACAUGCGUCUCGACCUGCUCUGGCCACUACCAGCACCGUGGCAGGAGACGUGUGGCGAGUCGAUUUCUCCCGUGUGCAGUACGAGCUAGAAACGGUGGUGAACGUUGAUACACAGCAGCUGCAGUACCAGAAAGUGCCCGAUAAACGCGAGGACAACAUCGUGUGGGCCGCUACUGGGGUGAUUGACAUCCACCGUCCCGAGAGGUGGGGGUACGUCUUCUUCAGUAGCGAAAAUGAGCUACCAGGGGGUGAGUUGGAGCUGUCGAGCGCCAUGACUGGGUUUCUGGAGGAGCGCAUGGCUAUUGAGCGGAUCCUGGACGCUGUUUACUACCGACAGCGAGCGUUCCAUGCCUUCCACGGUGGCUUUGCGUCGAGGAUGGAGACGCUGUACACUGAUUUGGCAUCUCCGACGUCUUCGGAGACGUCGAAUACGGAACUGAAGGUGUGGACAGAAGCGUUCCCGCUGUGUGAAUUGCUUCGGCGCUAUGAACUGGACUCCCCAGUGAUCUCUGCAAAGAGUGAUCUGCACUCCAACGACCCUCCGGCUGAACAAGACAAGACUGUUGGGAAGUCUGCUGAGGUGGCUACACCUGACGGCACCCAUAGAAAAACUAGUCGACACUACGCUCCAGCGCUGGACCAGCAUGAUGAGGAUUUCGAUGCAGAUUUCAACGCGGUGCCUAGUGAGGAAAGCGUUGAGGAGACGGCAAGCCCGUCGACUGUGAAGGAGGUUUGCACUCCACCACCUCCCAGUCCGAUGUUACUGGAGAUCCAGAGCCUGGAGACGCGCGGGCUUUUCUCGAAUUUCACAGUGACGGAAAUCGGCUGCGAGAGUGGCGAGCACCUAAUGGCAGCCGGCUCACAGGCUCUGCAUGAUCACGUGGCGAACCGGUUAGAGCGAUCGCUGGGAAAGCCGCUGCGUCGAGUGGAGGUGCGCUUCGAGAACGUGGCUGUGUCGGUGAGUGCUGUUGUGCGCGACGACAGCGAGGUCACGUCCGAGCUCCCGACGCUUCCUAACGUGGUCAAGACGGGGAUUCUCAAGAUGUUCGCGAAGAAGCGAGUGGUAGAGAAGCAAAUUCUUCGCUCUGUAAGCGGUGUACUCAAGCCGAGGACGAUGACGCUGGUGCUUGGUCAGCCCGGGUCUGGCAAGUCGUCCUUGAUGAAGCUGCUGAGUGGCAAGUUGUCGGCGUCCCGGAGUGUCAGUGUGGAAGGCGAAGUCUCGUACAACGGUACGCCACAAGAGGAACUGCGCACUCGACUCCCCCAGUUCGUCACGUACGUGCCUCAGCACGACAAGCACCUGCCGACUCUCACGGUGAAGGAGACGCUGGAGUUUGCGCACGCGUGCAGUGGUGGUGAGUUGUCCAAGCGAGACGAGCAGCAGCCCAAGCAUCACUCGGACGUGGUGAUUCGCCAACUCGGGCUUGAGAACUGCCAGAACACGGUGGUCGGUGACGCGAUGCUGCGUGGUGUUUCUGGUGGCGAGCGCAAGCGCGUGACGACGGGCGAGAUGACUUUCGGCAAAAAUGACGUGAUGAUGGACGAGAUCAGCACGGGACUGGACAGCGCUGCGACCCUCGAUAUCGUGUCGACAAUUCGGAGCUCCGUCAAGCAAUUCAGCAAGACGGUCGUGAUUUCGCUGCUGCAGCCGUCUCCAGAGGUAUUCGCGUUGUUCGACGAUGUCAUGCUACUGAACGACGGAUACGUGAUGUAUCACGGCCCGCGAGACCAAGCUCUGGGCUACUUUGAGAGCCUAGGCUUCAAGUGUCCUCCUCACCGCGACGUAGCUGACUUUUUGAUGGACCUCGGUACCGACAAGCAGCGCCAGUACGAGACGGGUCCUGCCCCAAGCACCGCAGAGCAAUUUCGUGAAGCAUUCGAGAAGUCGGAAAUCUGCCAGCGGAUGUUGGAAAACUUGCAAACUCCUGUGGACCCAGACCUAGUUCGUGACCAUGCACUCCAUGUGGCCCCUCUUCCGGAAUUCCACCAAAACGUUUGGAGUGGAACGUGGACGCUCAUACGGCGAGAAAUGGUCGUGACAAUACGGGAUACUGCAGCCGUGAAGAGCCGCUUUUUCAUGGCAAUUCUGCUUGGACUCUUUCAGGGGAGCACGUUCUACCAGUUCGACGAUGUGGACUCGCAACUGGUUAUGGGCAUCGCAUUCAAGCAACGCGGGGCCAACUUCUUCCGCGUCUCGUCGUACGUGAUCGCGCGUCUUGUGAGCCAGAUCCCCGUUGGUUUGAUGGAGUCUCUCAUCUUUGGGUCGUUCAUGUACUGGAUGUGUGGCUUCGUUCCCAGCGCUGGGGGCUAUUUGCUGUUUGAAUUGGUGCUCUUCUUCGUGAGUAUGGUCACGGCGGCGCUUUUCUUCUUUGUCGCGUGCGCGUCGCCCAAUCCGAACAUCGCCUUCCCCGUCACGCAGUUGUUACAGUUGUUCUUCGUCACGUUCUCGGGCUACGUGGUCACCAAGGACACGAUUCCGGACUACAUGGUCUGGGUCUACUGGUUGAGCCCUCAAGACUGGGGCGUGCGAGCUCUCGCGGUGAACCAGUACAAUGACCCGCGGUUUCUCACGUGUGUGUACGAAGGUGUCGACUAUUACGCUCGGUACGGCAUGCAAGCUGGAGAGUACUUGCUCAGCGUCUACGGCGUGCCAACCGAGAAGCACUGGCUCUGGUUUGCCUUGGUGUUCUUGGCCGGUCUUUAUGUGACGCUGGUGCUGCUGUCGUGCUUGGUACUCGAGCACGUGCGCUACGAGAACCCGACCAGCUCUUCUCUUAGUGAAAGCACUACCUUUGAAGCCCCUGAUGAAGACGGAUACGGUCAGCUGAAGACCCCAAAAAGUGGAGUUACAAGUGAUGGUAACGUGGUGGUUGCAGUUCCUCCGACCAGUAACUUCGUUCCGGUUACUCUCGCGUUCAAGGACUUGUGGUACUCCGUCCCGAACCCCGUCAAUGUCAAGGAAGACAUCGACUUGCUCAAGGGCGUCAGUGGGUUUGCUCUUCCUGGCACGAUGACUGCGUUGAUGGGGUCUUCGGGUGCAGGCAAGACCACGCUCAUGGACGUGAUCGCUGGUCGCAAGACGGGAGGCAAGAUUCGCGGGGAAAUUAUGCUCAAUGGGCAUGCCGCCACGGAGUUGGCAAUCCGUCGGUCCACGGGCUAUUGCGAGCAGAUGGAUAUUCACUCGGACACCGCCACCUUCAGGGAGGCUUUGACUUUCAGUGUGUUCCUCCGCCAAGGCGCCGACACUCCCGACAGCCAGAAGUACGACUCGGUGAACGAGUGUCUGGACCUCCUGGACCUGAACCCGAUCGCGGACCAGAUCAUUCGAGGCAGCUCCAUGGAGCAGAUGAAGCGCUUGACCAUCGGUGUUGAGCUCGCUGCUCAGCCGAGCGUGCUGUUCCUGGACGAGCCUACGAGUGGACUGGACGCUCGGUCGGCCAAGCUCAUUAUGGAUGGAGUGCGGAAAGUGGCGAACACGGGUCGUACCAUUGUGUGCACGAUUCACCAGCCGUCGGCUGUGGUGUUCGAGCUGUUCGACAGAUUGCUGCUUCUGAGGCGCGGGGGUGAGAUGGUUUACUUCGGAGAUCUGGGGGCAAAGGCUUCGGAACUGGUGAACUACUUCGAGGCGAUCGACGGCGUGGCCAAACUGGAGUCGGGCUACAAUCCAGCAACGUGGAUGCUGGAGGUGAUCGGUGCAGGAGUGGGCAAUGCAAACGCCGACCCGACCGACUUUGUUGCUCUCUUCAAGGACAGCGAGAACAACACGACACAGGCCAAGUUCCUGAGCAAGCGCUUCGUCAACUUGUACUGGCGGACGGCGUCGUACAAUUUGACUCGCCUCAUCAUCUCCGUGAUCCUAGGCUUGCUGUUCGGCGUAACGUACAUUGGGGCGGACUACAGCUCGUACCAGGGCAUCAACUCGGGCAUGGGCAUGAUCUUCAUGGCGGCGUCCUACAUCACCUUCGUCACGCUGAGUGGCGUCCUCCCCGUCACGUUCCAAGAGCACGUGGUUUUCUAUCGCGAACGCGCUGGACAAACAUACUCUGCACUUUGGUACUUCGUUGGCGCCACCAUCGUUGAAAUCCCCUUCUUCACGUUUUGGUUCUGCCUGGCGCUGCUCGUGCUGAUGCAGGCCUAUCUGGGCCAACUACUGAUCUUCCUGCUACCAACCGUGGACGUGGCCUCCGUCUUCGGGCUGCUCAUCAACACGAUCCUCAUCCUGUUCACGGGCAUGAACCCUCCAGCGGCAUCGCUCCCUCGAGGCUACGUGUGGCUGUAUCACGCCGCCCCGAACAAGUACACGUUCGCCAGCUUGACGGCGAUCGUUUUUGCGGCUUGA
This is a messenger RNA of Phytophthora sojae, 5109 nucleotides long. RefSeq lists its product as hypothetical. The coding region runs from base 1 to 5109 and encodes 1702 amino acids. Gene Ontology annotation, molecular function: hydrolase activity, hydrolyzing O-glycosyl compounds; ATP hydrolysis activity; ABC-type transporter activity. NCBI's taxonomy places the organism in Eukaryota, Oomycota, Peronosporomycetes, Peronosporales, Peronosporaceae. The record is from RefSeq and is a predicted model, not a curated record. Gene Ontology annotation, biological process: carbohydrate catabolic process. The transcript has 8 exons. Gene Ontology annotation, cellular component: membrane.